AUGGGUUUACCUGCUUUCCUAGACCAUUUUAAUGCGCGCGACUUGAAAGUGUUCUUUCGGUGCUGGGUAGCCGCUUGGGUGGCUUGCUUAUUGUUCAUCAUCAACCCAUCGUUGCGCAGUCUUGGAACCGCCACUUUUUUUGCCUGUAUGGUGCAAUUCAUGCUUCCUCCUUCAGGAAUUGUUUCUAUCUAUCUGCUUGGGUCACUGACCCUUUUAAUGGGUAUGUUUCUGGCCUGGGGAUGGGGUGUCAUCGUGAUGAAGGCUGCACUAGCCGCUCGACCGACGGCAGAGACACAGGCUCGUUACGCAUCAUUGCAGCAGGCGGCGAAGGCUCAGGCCAAUGCUACAGGUAUCUCCCCUGUAGCUGCCGCUCAAAUUUUGAUAUACGAAGGAUACAUGUUGGAUGUGCGGGUUACGGUUGUUACAUACUGCCUCGUUUGCACGUUCAUCUACUUACUGGCCCGACUACGCGCGAGUAACCCCAAAGCAACCUUUACUGCUAUAUUUGGCACUAUAAUAUCUGAUCUUUUUCUUAACUACGCCCCCCUCUUUCCUUCAUUCCAAGGAACGCUGCCUCUGACGCUAAUCAAACCUGCCGCUAUUGGUGUGGGGUUGGGAUUUGCCUGUUCGGUUUUUUUGUUCCCUCGCUCCACCUCGCAUGUAGUCCUUGAUAGUCUAGAGGAUAUGAUGGAACAUCUCAAAUUGCCAUUGAAAUUUACAGCAUCUGCAAUUGGGAAGAGAGAGGAGAAAGACGACCUGGACCAUCUACGUCUAGUCCAAAGUAGAAUCAUCCAAGAAUAUCGGAAGAUGGAGCCUGCUUUUGCAUUUUUGCCAUUGGACUUUUCUGUCGGCUAUUGGGGUGCUCGAGAUGUUGAAAAAUUCAAGGAGCCGACGCGGAAACUGGUGACGGCUAUUCUAGCACUACUGGAGUUCCAUGUGACUAGAGUCUACAGUGCGUCUCGUAACGAGGAUAUCCUGCUGAAAUACGGAGAUAAAGCCCGACUUCAGAACGAGAUGGAUACAAAAUUUGAUCAUGAUAUUGGUAGGUAUCAGCGCUCUCAACUUGCUGAGAUGUUGGAUGGGUUUCGCAACGCUGGUGACUAUCAUCUUAGCGGUGCGGCAAUUCAGGAACUCGUUGGAACUGGCACAUAUGCAACUGAAGUAUGCAUUGAAGCAUUGGAUCUCUUAAAACAGUGUAUACACAUGGCGAACUGCCGAAGGUGGUUUCGACGUCCGUCGAAAGAAGACCAUAAGGCGUUGUGUAGGCGUAUAUAUACUGCGCUUGAAGAUCUGCGUCGUGUUCGCACUUCUUUUGUGCAUGAUAUGACGGAGACCCUGAUCGCUAAUUAUACAAGUUUUUUCGAAGAACUAAGCUUUACGAAUGAGACAAAAAAGCAAUUGAGGGAUCUUGUGAUUAGCAUGGUCUUUGAGGAGCAUAUGGCGAAUGCAAUAGAUAAGACGGAAGCAUUGAUGAUGCAGAUUUAUACCGUCUUCCAUACCUCCAACCGAAUUCGAUUGUGGUGGCCUCUCAGUCUAACUCGUGCUACUUCUUGGGUAAUUGGAAAGGAUUCCAAAGCACCAAUGAUGACUCCAUCUGCGGAUGAUGACCCUGAUCAAGCCUCCGAUCUCAUCAAGGUUGCAGAAGAAAAGCUUAGAAUUAGUCGUGGAUAUCGUACAAAGCAACGGAAUGCUGUUGGCCGAGCCAUCCUAGGAACAUACCACUGGUUUACCUCGAAUUCGGGAUUAUAUGCCCUACGAAUGGUCAUUAUUACCAUUGCUCUGGGUAUACCCGGUGUGAUUCCACAUACCGCAGGUUUCUACUACCGCCAGAAAGGACUAUGGGGAUUGAUAAUGGGGCAGACUAGUCUUCUAGUCUACAUGGCCGACUUCACAUUCUCCGUAAUUUCUAGAGUAGUGGGUACUGUUGCCGGUGGUAUUUUGGGAUUGCUGGCUUGGUAUAUUGGAUCUGCUCAAGGUCCUGGGAACCCCUAUGGACUAGCUGCAAUUGUCGGAGCCAUGCUUCUGAUAUUUGUCUGGGUGCGGUUGUAUUUGCCUCCGAGUUUGCUCCAAGGAGGGAUUAUGGGUGGCGUAACCUUCUUAUUGGUGAUCGCAUACAGUUAUGAUGAUACACACAUUUUUCAAUACGGCAGUCCUGGUGUAGGGUACGCUGUUUUUUAUCGGCGAAUGGUCCUCGUCUUGAUUGGAGUGGGAGCAGCCAUAAUCAUUCAAGUUCUGCCACGUCCGCCAUCUGCUUCAAAACACGUCUGCAAAAGUCUUUCGCGAUCGAUUCGCAGCUUGUCUGACCACUACGCACUACUUCUCUCUUGUUGGGGACAUUCUCAAGAUCAUGGAAAGCUUCUAGCAGAGUCAGUUAGCCUUCAAUUAACGCAGUCAUUGGUCGGAUUAGAUGACCCGAUAGCACUCCUGCGGUUUGAGUUCUCUAGUUCUCGCUUUGAUAGCAAAUCCUUAACUGACGUGAAACGCCUUUGCCACUCCAUCAACCUGAACCUGCGUCGACUGCUUGUUCUUUCUGGGUCGUUGCCACAAAGCUUCCAAGACCAUUUGUCCCGUCAAACUGGAUUAAUCGACCAUCGCAUUAUUGGCGAGGUCAUGGCUAUUUUAGCAACCUGCGAGCAGGUGUUGAAAACAGAAGAUUCACUGCCCGAGAUCCUCCCAAGCCCACUUGUGCGGCGUGCCUAUGAAUACGGUGCUGGUCAUCUAGGCGAACUUAAAAUCAACCCAGAGCUGGUUCGAGACGAGGAGUAUCGUAAAUUUUGUGUUGCUUUUAGCGCUUACCUCAAUUUCCUCGGCAGUAUUGAUGAACUUGUUCUGGUUAUGAAGGAUGCUCUGGGAGAGGCACACUUGGUAUCUAAGUCGUUGGCUGAUUUAGUUUGA
Molecule: messenger RNA, 2895 nt
Organism: Talaromyces proteolyticus
Lineage: Eukaryota; Fungi; Ascomycota; Eurotiomycetes; Eurotiales; Trichocomaceae
Exons: 4
Coding region: 1-2895 (964 amino acids)
Source: RefSeq, a predicted model, not a curated record